Molecule: messenger RNA, 1266 nt
Organism: Penicillium nucicola
Lineage: Eukaryota; Fungi; Ascomycota; Eurotiomycetes; Eurotiales; Aspergillaceae
Product: cyclin family protein
Exons: 2
Coding region: 1-1266 (421 amino acids)
Biological process (GO): regulation of cyclin-dependent protein serine/threonine kinase activity
Cellular component (GO): cyclin-dependent protein kinase holoenzyme complex; nucleus
Molecular function (GO): protein kinase binding; cyclin-dependent protein serine/threonine kinase regulator activity
Source: RefSeq, a predicted model, not a curated record
AUGGACUCCUUGUCGCUCAACCGAGCAGCGCUCGACGAGUUUGUCACUCAGCGAGUCACCAGGGAGAUGGUGACGCAUUUGGCCCAACAAGCAGCCCAGGUCAUUCGCUGUGAAGCCCAUGUGACCAACACUGUCAACCAGCAUGGCCAACCCACGCCGCCAUCCACCCCUCCCAUGGAGGCUUCCGACAUGCCUGCCCUUCCUUCAAUCGAACAAUUCAUCGCCUCGCUCGUCGCCCGCUCCCAGGUUCAAGUGCCUACUCUAAUGAGCUCCCUGGUAUACCUCGGUCGUUUGCGUGCUCGUCUUCCCCCGGUCGCCAAGGGCAUGCGCUGUACCGUCCACCGGAUCUUCCUCGCCUCGCUCAUUCUCGCCGCGAAGAACCUGAACGACUCCAGCCCCAAGAACAAGCAUUGGGCCCGAUACACCGCUGUGAAGGGCUUCGAGGGCUUUGGGUUCUCGCUGCCGGAAGUCAACUUGAUGGAACGCCAACUGCUCUUCCUCCUCGACUGGGAUACCCGUGUUACUGAAGAAGAUCUUCUCACAUACCUCGAGCCCUUUCUGGUUCCCCACCGUCAGCGCCUGAUUGCCCUCGAGCGUGAGCGCAAGGCUGAAGAGGAGUACAUUCGCAAGCAGCAGCAACAACAACAACACCGUGAAUGGCGCCGUCUUCACGCAUCGGCAGAUCUGCUGGCCAGUCGCCUGCGUCGCCAAAAGCUCGAAAACCGCAGUGAGAACCGUCGCGCCAACGAUAACUCUCUCCGCCGUCUCCCCAGCCAUGUCUCCUGCCCAAGCAUGCCCAACAGCAACGACGCACAUCUAUCCGCCGAACACGAUCGUUACAACCCCUACCAGCGCCAGCGCGCAUCACCAAGCCGCCCCAAUCGCUCCAUUUCCCCGCCUUCGGUUCGUGAUGUGCCAGCUCUCUCCCACGCCGAGACCUUCAACUCUCUCUGCUCGCGCUCCUCCAGCCUGGCCCCAAGCUCAAGGGGAACACCCACCAGCAUCAGCACCGUGUCGUCUCACGGCGGUGCCGAUGAUGUGAUGCUCACAGACCUGAGCCGCAGCCCAUCAUGCGCCUCUUCUCUUAAUUACAGCUACGUCAACGUCGCUCCCCUCGAGCAAAAGCACAAGCACUUCGAGCCUCUCCGACAACCCAGCAAGAAGAUGAAGGUCAACACCCACGCCCACGGCGGCGGCUUUGUCGCCCGCUUCCUCGCUUCCGCUACCGGCUCCUACAUGAACGGCCGCGUCGGUCGAUCCCACUAA